CAUUAAAGCUGUCUAAAUAAUUAUCUCCUUGAAAAUCAACUUUGUUUUACUAAAAAUACUUAUUAUCUUGAGUAAAAAUGACCGCUCGUUAUACUUUGCCGCAAAAAAUACUGCUUUUGUUAACCUAAUGUUCUCUUUAAUUAAUUUAUUACUUUUUAUUUCCAUAGACACUGUAAUAAGCAUCUCGAGAGAUACAUCAACUAAGUUUUUAAGUGAGAGAGCUACCGAGGGCGCUUGUGGCUGCCCUGAGGGGAUGAAAAAGAGUACGAGUUAUGUGGGCUGCACGGGCAAAUGUUUGUUCAUUUCCAGCUCGAAAUGACUCACUACUUUGUCGCAUGUUUGCGUGUGUUACCAAGAAACCAACCAACCCUCCUGCUUAUAAACGAGGGUCAGAAGGUUCAUAUACACGCUACUGGAUGACGCACACGUCCAAACUACAGCUGGUUAAAUUGCAACAUCAGGACGGAAAAAAAAAUAUAAUUCGUGAUCGCACUUAUGAUCCCCGAGGAAGCAGAACAGAACCUGGAGCAAGAUGGAUCGUAGUUGGAAAGUGCAGUCAACACACCAGAAGGCAAAUAAUGGACCCGGGGCAUAUACGCUACCAAAUAAAACCACUUGCCGGGCGUAUGUGCGUGUGAAGGCAUGGGCAUGUACAUGUGCAUGUGUAUUUGUAUGUAGGGAGAGAUGAUGAUGAUGAUUAUGGCGGUGGUGAUGAUGAUGAAGGAAAAGAAGGCAACAAGCCGAGGACGUAUUAAAGUUUCAGCAUCACCAGCAGCUUCUUGCCGAUUGUGAGUGCAAACUUAUGCUACUGCCGAUAAGGAAUCGCGGGCAAGUCUCAGCCACCCAUCUCGUCACCUCGAUUAUCCGUGAGUAGCAUAAUAAUUUAUUAUUACAAGUUCUCUGCACCGGCGAACGCCCGACUCACUGCAAGAUGAGUAACACGAGGAGCAGACUCGCUUAAAUUAUAUACUCUGUUGCAUAAUUACUAACUAGUAAUCAAAUUAAAAUAUUUACCCGCGUUUUUUUAAGAAAUUACAAUUAGGCCCUUUUGAUGAUUUAUGAUUUUUUUAUUUUGUUACUUCUCAUAAUUCGCGGGUGCUACAAUAAACAUGAAAAAUUACAUAAUUGAUCGCGGGUAAUUUUUAAAUAAUUGUGCUACUGAAGU
This is a messenger RNA of Microplitis mediator, 1165 nucleotides long. RefSeq lists its product as uncharacterized. The coding region runs from base 273 to 638 and encodes 121 amino acids. The record is from RefSeq and is a predicted model, not a curated record. Lineage: Eukaryota; Metazoa; Arthropoda; Insecta; Hymenoptera; Braconidae. The transcript is spliced from 4 exons.